Ipomoea triloba (trilobed morning glory) is the source of this 1709-nucleotide messenger RNA. Its product is annotated as VAN3-binding protein. Gene Ontology annotation, biological process: leaf vascular tissue pattern formation; phloem or xylem histogenesis; auxin-activated signaling pathway. The transcript has 6 exons. Lineage: Eukaryota; Viridiplantae; Streptophyta; Magnoliopsida; Solanales; Convolvulaceae. The coding region runs from base 283 to 1458 and encodes 391 amino acids. The record is from RefSeq and is a predicted model, not a curated record.
UGCAUCAAAAUGUGGGAAUACCGGCGGAUACGUUCAGCUUUUGUUGUACAUUUCAGAUUUCUUAUUAUUCUUCUUGACGAGAGAGCGCUCUAAAUUCGCGGAGGUCCCAAGCACGAGACCAGGUGUGUGUCGCCGUGUUGGCAAAUCAUGUCUCUCUGUUGCUGAGACCUCAGGGCCUGUCGUGUGGGUAUAUAUAUAUAUAUAUAUAUUUAAUGCCACUUGAGGAGUUACGUUGAGAUGAUAGAUUUGGGGAAUGUUUGUGUGCAGAGAUUGAGGUAAAAAAUGGAAGAAAAUAAGAUUGUGGGAUGGAGAAAGGAUGGUGAUUGGCUUUUGAGUAUAGAAGAGGAUGAUGAAGAGAUGAAGGGUUCUGUUCCUCAGCCGCCAACGCCGAAGGAGCCCAUGGAUUUCUUGUCCAGAUCUUGGAGCCUCUCUGCUUCUGAGAUUUCCAAGGCUCUUCUUGCCCAGAAGCAAAAACAUGCAUAUGCAGCAGCUACCUUUGACAAGAAUAAACCGGAUGUCAUUCCUGAGACAGAUAAUGAUGUUGCAGUUGCAGUUGCACAGAAUAAUCUCUCAAGAGAGAUGAUGAAGCAGAGAAAUGGGCGGAAAACAGGGGCAAUAGGUAUAGGGAGGUGGUUAAAUCCGAAAGAGUAUAGUAUUAGUAGUAGCAGUAGCGGUGUCCAGAAGAAAGACAAAGCGCGGGUGGAAAAGGCGCAUAUGCAUGCUGUCCUGUCGGUGGCAGGGCUAGCCGCAGCGGUGGCGGCGGUGGCUGCAGAAGCAGAUAACAGCAACUCCGCCGCCCUGGCAUCCGCCACGGAGCUCCUCGCUUCUCACUGUAUAGAAAUGGCGGAAUCAGUGGGAGUGGAGCAUCAACGCGUGGCUGCGGUGGUUAGAUCAGCCGUCGACAUUCGCGGCGCUACUCAUCUUUUAACUCUCACUGCUGCAGCUGCCACAGCGUUGAGGGGAGAAGCGGCUCUGAAGGCGAGAUUGCCAAGAGAAGCAAAGAGGAAUGCAACUAUAAGUCCUUGUGACAAAGCAGCAGCAUUAAUGGAAGACAAAGAAAUGGAAAAAGAUGAUCCCCCCUUUGAGGGUGACUUGCUGCAAAUCACCCGAAAAGGACUGCUGAGAUGGAAACAUGUAUCUGUCUAUAUAAACAAGAAUUAUCAGGUAGUAAUCAAGUUGAAGAGCAAGCAUGUUGGUGGAGCCUUUUCCAAAAAGAAUAAAAGUAUUGUAUAUGAAGUCUUUGAUGACACUACAGCAUGGCCAUUCAAGAAGGAAAAGGAGAAUGGGGAAAUAUAUUUUGGGGUGAGAACUGCACAGGAACUUCUAGAGUUCAAAUGCAAGAAUAAAAUCCACAGACAGAAAUGGGUUGAUGGAAUACAAAAUCUUCUCCACAGGGCCAGUUCCAUUGAAGAAUCUGAGAACUCUCUGAGAAUGUUAAACAUCAAUAAGAGCAUUUGACGAAUUCAAUUCUACUCACUUUUUGCCCCCUUUCCGGUUUGAUCUUUGACAAUGUCAGUUUAGAUGUUAAUAACACAAAUGGUGAUUUGUUUGUAGAAUAUAAUUUCUGUAAAUUAUUUGGUCAUUAAGAUGGAUAGUGGCUUCAGAAGACAGAAAUCCCAAUCUGUUCCCAGAUUAUCAAAUAAUUUGAGGGUCUAUUUGGUUAUUUUCCUGAUUUGAUAAUCACAUAUAGUUUGAGUUUAUUACAUAAA